Molecule: messenger RNA, 8351 nt
Organism: Limulus polyphemus (Atlantic horseshoe crab)
Lineage: Eukaryota; Metazoa; Arthropoda; Merostomata; Xiphosura; Limulidae
Product: eye-specific diacylglycerol kinase-like
Exons: 30
Coding region: 913-3855 (980 amino acids)
Biological process (GO): lipid phosphorylation; diacylglycerol metabolic process; intracellular signal transduction
Molecular function (GO): ATP-dependent diacylglycerol kinase activity; protein binding
Source: RefSeq, a predicted model, not a curated record
AUAACAUUCAAUACAGCAUUUAUCUCGGGGCAUAAAGUAUUAGGAAUCUACCGACCGGAACCAAAAAGAUUGUUAAAAGCGACUAACCUGGGAUUACUUUCGAUUCGAUGUGUGUUGUACAAACUGUCUUUUAAAGUUCGUAGCAGCUGCACGAACCAUGUAAGAGCCGGCCAGAAAGCACGGCUCUUUCGUCGGCCUCUGUCGUGCGGCUGAGCCCCGCCUAUACGCUCCUGGCAAAUUUUCUUCACGUGGAUUCAAGAGCUCGGUUUACCCACUUGAACUCCUUUUUACUCUUCUUUUUUUCCCGGAUUUAUCACAACUAGCUUCGUACUUAGUUGCAGCUGCAUGAAGAAAUAGGCUGUCUGCGUUAAUCACUAAUCGAGUAGGCUAUUCUAUAGAGGCGUUGCACGACAGCCAGAUGUAUGCUGGUAACUCAGCUGUCGUUAAUGAAGAGUAUAUCAAGAGCUGGUCAAACAACAGUUGAAGUGCCUACACGGAGAGUGAAAAGCUUUUAUUUUAAGCGAGAAACCCUGAAAACAUGUACAAGUUGUAAAUUAACAUUCCGAUUGCUGUAAUAUCUCGACAAUAGUGACAAACGUUGGAAAAAAGUGGCAUUUUGGCUGUGUGCUUAAUUCAUUCUUACCGUUACUGCUUCCGCCGAACAUCAUAGCAUUUAACAACAUCAGUUGCAUUACAGUUUUACAAUAGCAUAAACGUGAUCUUGUGUGCUAUUAUUACAGAAGUUGAGGGAUAAGACUAACGUUUCUAUAUUUUUGGUCAGUCAUUUGAACAUGUUAAAAUGACUAAGUAUCCAGACUUGCUCUGAUAGGUAUAACACUAUGUUGUGGUGCUGAUAUAUUAUCAUUCCCAUGUGGUUUGUCAUAAAUUACAAGUUUAUUGCCUAAUUAGCACAUGUUUAGUCAAUGUACUGCUGGAUUAAUUGGCCGUAAAUCCCGUCCAAAUACAAGGCGGCAACCAGGCCAUUAUCGCCACCGGCCUGCUUUUCGUCACAAGGACCGGACUUCCCCCGCAUCCCUCUCUCCGCCUUCUUCAACUCAUUUGACAGAGACGAGGGACUGUGAGGGAUGUAUGUCACUACCUACCACCCCUCUUCAAAAUGGAAAGUUCAGCUAUGGAUCUUUAACGUCACCGGAUUCUGGUUUCCUUCCUUCUCCGGAUUCUGACAGAAAAGCUAUACAAGGAGAAAUUAAAAUAUCCACAGAAAAUGGAGAAACGAGAACAGUACACAGCACACCAGACUGGGGAGAGACUGCAAUAAAUGGAGAUCACCUCUGGGUCGCCACUAGUGCCUCCGGGGAUCUGUGCUACGUUGGAGAAAACGAUUGCUCAAAACAAGGCCCUCGCAUGAAAUGUCCUGCUUGUAAAAUAACCGCUCACACAAGUUGCAUCAGUAUCCUGAUAGAAAAGAAGUUCUACUGCAAACCAACAUUUAAAGAUGUUGGUAUUAGACAAUACAGAGAGCAAACUGUGAUUCAUCAUCACUGGGUGCACCGGCGACAGCAGAAAGGACGUUGUAAACAAUGUGGAAAGGCUUUCCAGUCCAAACUCUCAUUUGCCAGCAAGGAAAUCGUGGGUAUCAGUUGUUCGUGGUGUAAAACAGCCUAUCAUAAUAAGGAACAAUGUUUUAAUAUGCAAAAGCUCGAAGAACACUGCACUCUGGGAAUCCAUACCGACAUCAUCGUUCCUCCAUCUUGGAUAGUAAAACUUCCCCGGAAAGGAUCUUUUAAGUCUUCUCUGCGCAGGUCGCCGAAGAAAAGAGGAUCUACAAAGAGGAAAACCAAGAAAGAGAAUGAAAAAGAACAACCAAGAACGUUUGCAAUAAAACCAAUUCCCUCAGCAACAUCUAAACCAUUAAUUGUUUUCAUUAAUCCAAAAAGUGGUGGAAACCAAGGGUCCAAAUUAAUGCAUAAAUUCCAGUGGCUACUCAAUCCUCGACAGGUGUUUGACCUCACUCUAGGAGGUCCCAGUGCUGGACUGGAGUUAUAUCGAAAGGUUCCAAACCUACGGAUAUUAGCCUGUGGAGGGGACGGAACAGCAGGGUGGGUCCUAUCCGUUCUUGACGAGAUAGGCAUAAGCCCCUCUCCUCCUGUAGCAGUACUACCUCUAGGUACUGGGAACGACUUGGCUCGAGCAUUAGGCUGGGGUGGGGGUUAUACAGAUGAACCAAUUUCUAAGAUACUCUCUAAUAUUCAAGCUGGAGAUGUGGUUCAGCUAGACAGAUGGGACCUUCAGGUUGAGAAAAAUUUAGAUGUGGAUACAGCAGGUUGUGAAGAGGGGAAAGAUAACCUGCCGCUAAACGUCGUUAACAACUACUUUUCUUUGGGUGUCGAUGCUCACAUUGCUCUGGAGUUUCACGAGGCCAGAGAGGCUCGUCCAGAUAAGUUCAACAGCAGACUUAAAAACAAGAUGUUUUACGGACAGGCAGGAGGAAAAGAUUUACUACAAAGAAAGUGGAAAGACCUCUGCAACUUUGUGACUCUUGAGUGUGAUGGUCAGGAUUUGACACCAAGGUUGAAAGAACUUCGUAUUCAUGCUAUUUUAUUUCUAAAUAUUCCCAGUUAUGGUGGGGGAACACGGCCUUGGAUAAGCCCCGGGGCAGGUUUUGAACUUCAGAGAACAGAUGAUGGACUAAUAGAGAUCUUAGGUCUUACAACGUAUCAACUGCCCUUGCUCCAAGCAGGGGGCCAUGGAACUUGUCUUGCUCAGUGUCGACAUGCACGUAUUGUUACAACUCGUACAAUUCCUAUGCAAGUGGAUGGAGAACCCUGUAAAAUACUGCCCUCUAUAAUAGAGCUUCGUCUCCGUAACAAAGCGAGUAUGGUUGCCAAAGCAAAGAGACAUGGCGAUGUACAAUCAAUGCCUACCUUAGAGAAACUGACUGUCGAGGUCCGAAGACUCAGUAUGACAGAAUACGAGACAUACCAUUACGAUAAGGAAAAACUGAAUGAAAUUUCCGUACCUGUGGGAAAGUUAUGUGUAGAUCCUGAUACUUAUUUGGAACAGAUACGAGCUCGAAUUAAUGAACUACUAGAGCAAACAUCAGGAACCACACCAGAUGAUGAACCAUUAACUGAAAAUAGCAUGUGCCCGGAAUGGUGUUUUCUUGACUCCUGUACAGCAGAGCGAUUUUUUCGAAUUGAUCGAGCCCAGGAAAAUCUUUAUUACAUGGUGGACAUCUGUGCUGAUGAGUUGUUUAUUCUGUACCCUGAAGAUACAUCCCUUGUUGAAUCUAAUGGUCAAGAUAGCACAGAGUGCCUUGAAAACGAUGCCUCAACUGUUGCCCUUAAUGGAAGCGAACAAUCUAGCACCCCCAGUCCCAGUGGCCGUGAUGAAACUCUAUUUCCGAUGUUGCCUGAUGAACAUGAAGGUGUUACUACUGAAUGUUUGAAAGACAUUGAAAGUGCGUUAGAGAAAUCAUCAGAAGAUGUGAUAAUUGCAUCUAAAACAGGUGACUUACCACUGCUAAAGCAGUUACAGCAAUGUGGAUACAGCCUACUUUCAAUCGACCAGUAUGGAAUGACAGCCUUGCAUCAUGCUGCACGCUAUGGACACAAAGAUAUUGUUCGACAUCUUAUUGCUAACGCUUCUCCGGCCAUGUUGGACAUGGUAGAUAAUGAAAAAGGUCAAACGGCUCUUCACAAAGCAGCAGCUUACAAACGUCGCACAGUAUGCUAUCUAUUAGUAUCAGCAGGAGCUUCUCUAACAAAAGUUGACAAACAGGGGAUGACGCCGAAACAGUUAGCCAUGAAGGCUGGAGACGAUGCACUUGCGUCAUACCUAGAAAAUCAGCAACAUUUCCAGAUGCUAAUACGGGACAAAGAAACCGCAGUAUGACAGACACGUGCACUAGUGUGGAUUCUCCAAACACCAAAGAUUUCUGUCGUUUACGUCAGACAAUUGAACAAAUGUGCGGAUAAUUAAAUUAAAAAUGAAUACGUCGUGUUUUUAAACGCGUUUUUAACCUCUAGAUACAAGUGAUAUUUUGUUAUAACCAUCCCAACAGAUGAACCUCCUUUUCUAUAAAUCCGAGUCUUGUUAAGAGUGCAGUAUCCCUUAAGUAAGUCAGCAAUAGAGCAUAUAGCUUAUCCUAGGGUUGCACUAAAUAUUUGUAUCUAUUAUGAAUACUUUGAAUGUACAAGAGUACUUCAUACACUCGGGAGGAAAAAUUAAGGGUAUACACUCCCCUUUCCUCCAUAAAGUAUAAAUGUGUUAUUAUCUCAUGCCUCACAGCGUUAUUUCCAGCGGCUUUUAAUAGGAAAAAUUACAAAUUUAAAAAAAGUGUUUUGAUUAGAGAUAUCAGUUUUAUUUAAGACUAGUCAAAAACAGAGUAAAGGACUUAUAGGUCAAUUUUCUAGUGUGUCACUGUUAGAUAAGUAUUUCUUUAAAUCAAAUUUUUUCUGUUUCCUUGAGGUGUUGAAACACUACAACUUUUGAUAAAGGUUAUUCUUUAUGUUAAGUUAUUUCAUCUUCGCUUUUAUGACUUUUUUCAUUUCAUUACCAAACUGUGUAAACAGAUAUGUUCUUGAAAUAACUUAUGACAAAGAUGAUAUUAUUUAAACCAUUUUCAAUGAAAGAUUUUUUUGGCAAAUAUGUAAAGCUAGAGUAUUUAUUUCUAAUUGUACAAAUGUAAACGUAUUGUAGUUAAUAUAUUACAUUUCACAUUCAUUUAUAAAUUUGUGAAUUAGCUAAUUAAAAAUAGAAUAUCAACAUAAUGAAGAGUUCUUCAUUCAAAAGUAGUUUCUUUGAAACAUUUAUAGAAGUGACGAACCUCACUAGUAUCGUUUUUGUUAUUCUUUCACAUUUCUAUUUCAUGGACAUUCCUGAGAUAUCUAGUCGUACCCUUGCCUCAAUUGCAAGGUCUUUGUGAAGGAAUUCUGGAUCACUUUCUUUCUGAGAAUAUCAUUUCACAUAUUAGUUUCAUAAUCAUUUUUACCAUCAUUAUUAAUACGGCACGUGUAUUACAGUGAAUAUGUAUAUUUCGUAGAAAACAUCUAUUUUCAGCCAUAUUUUGUAUUUAGUAUCCACUGGGAAGAAAGUAACGUUGACAAUUAUCUUGUCAACAAUGAAUCCUAACAAAAAAUGGUUAAAAUUUGUAGGAGAAAUAAAAUUUUCAACAACGCUUCGCCUAGAUAAGUGGAUCUCAACAGAAAGAUUUUAACAAGUCCACAAGACUGUUGAAAAAGAAAUGCGUGUAUUAAAAUAUAGCUAAUGAAGUGUAUGGGUUUACAGUGUAACAUAAAAAUGAUUUAAGACGUUAAUAUUGUACGAAGCGUUUCAUGAAAUUUUGGGAUGGAACUAGCUGGUCUUCAGUGGGAGGAAGCUCGGAACCACUGAUCUAAAUGAUCUUUAUGGAGUCUUGAAGGUUGUUUAACCAAAAAGUUGACAUUUUCUCCCAAUUACAGUGUGUUUUUACCAUUUUUAUAAUUUCAUCACGUUAUAGGUACACCUUAUUAUAUUUACAAAUAGGAAAUCAAAAGUAUCACUUCUUGUGAUUUCCACGUUUUGAAGGCGUGGAUGAACUAGGCAUGUCUGAGAAAUAGCUAAUAUUUAAUCAUAAUGAACCUGUAUAGUGAGGCUUACAUAAAUAUUUUUGCACAUGCAUAAAAAACAACAACAACACAUUCCAUUACAUUAGCCGUUAGUGUGAUUUUGUUGUGUUAAGAGGUUGAGCUUCUCUAGUCCAGUGUUAUCCUGCAUCAUUCUCUAGUACUCGUAUCUUGUAAAUAUUCAAUAAAGUAAACCUAAGAGAUCCUUACGGUUUUUGUUCUUAAGUAAGCUGUAAACCGAGAUAUUCCUGUUACUGUUUGCUGUUUACCAUCACGUAAAGUAGAUUUAAAAAGGUGUGAAACACGUUGAUAGUUAAUUAAAGUAAACCUAAGAUAUCCUUGCAGUUUUUGUUCUUAAGUAAGCUGUAAACCGAGAUAUUCCUGUUACUGUUUGCUGUUUACCAUCACGUAAAGCAGGCUAAAAAAAAGAGUGAAACACAUUGAUGAUUAAUUAUUUUACUUCGUCGAAAAGGCCAAAGUAUUUUUAAUGUGUUCUACUUCAUAAACUAUUUUCAAUUAUAAGAUCGAAUACCACACAGGAUUUGCAGACUCCACUCUUUCCAUGUUUUGGUAAAACUGUGUAAGUAACACAUACUAGACAAAUCAAUAUCUAUUCUUAUUAUAUGUGUAUAUUAAUUCUACUCUACUCUAUCAAUUAUACUAUAAAUAUUACUAUAAAUAUCACCCUCGUUCUCUAAUAAGUAUAUUGAUUGAUUUAGAAUUGAAAUAAAUUGUCUGAGUGGUGUUGAUAAAGUAUUAUCAACUUUUAACACAGAAGGAAUAUAAGGAAAUACACAACAAAAUAUUUAUAAAACUCUCUUACACUAUAAUGAUUUUGACAUAUUUAGCAGUUUUACUGACGUUGGAAAUGCCAAAUGGUAUUGAGAUGUUAUGAAGUUAGAAUAUUAGUCUGGUUUCUGAGAGCGAACGUUUUAAAACAAUGGUGUGGGGCAGGAAGUUUACGGAAAAUGUAACUUUGACAAAAUAUAUCACUGAAGAAGAAUUUUUUUUUUCGCAAAUCAAAAUAAUGUUAAUGAGGCAAAUAAUUUUAAUGCGAUUCUUUCUUUUGUUUUGUUUUAUUUUGGUGAUUAAAGAACAAUUUCAACGUCACUCUCACACACUUUUAAACUACAGAGUUUAAUGAAAAUUCACAACAAUGAGUAAACUUACGAGGCUCAUUAAAAACUUUUUCCCAAAACUAUGCGAAAGUAGCAAUAGCUUACUGAAAGUUUAAUGUUUUCCUCAUCACUAAAAUUGCGAUAAAUAAGAAGCCCGGUCGAUUAUUACAUUUGCCACAUGUAGCAUAUCGCUCCUUUUUUGUAAAAUGUUACUCUCUGACAUGUAGCAAUUCUACGAAUAGAAUUGGUCUCUUGUAAUUUUGGUAAUAAGAAACACGUGCGUUUUUUUCAGUCUGUUUGUCGGUUGGAUAGCAUAUAGAAUUAUAUUUAUAACUUAAACAUUACUUAUUUUUCAAAUACUUGUACAAGUUUAAGUUAGAUGCGCUAAGUGAAAUGGCAGUUUAAACACACACAUUGCUGAAGAUUGCUAAUGAAUGAAAUGUUAUUUGCGAAAUAUUAUAAGGAAUAGUUUAAUGGUAAUGCUAAGAAAACCAUGAUACGAUCAUUAGUGGCAUAUUCUGAUGUUUUAUUGUUAUUUCUAGUCUGUAUAGAAUUUGAUAUUAUAAUUCACAUGCAAGAAUAUAUAAAAUUGAGAACUACUAAAUAACUAGUUUGCUAAGGUUGUAUUACAAAGUCUAUAGAUGAUGUAAGUAUAAUACAUUAUUUGAUGAGAAAAUAGAUAAUAUUUAUAGUCAAUAAGUAGUACUUCAAUGGUGAACAGUCAUGUAUCUAAACUCGUUUCGGGAUUUGCGCGUAAAACGUGGGUAACCGCUAUAUCUUAGAGGAGGAGGCAAAUUAUGUUUAGCAUAUUACCCAUAGACAUUGAAAAGCGACUGUGUACUUUGAUUGUUGACCUUUGAACUUGAAAUAUUUUAAUUUAUAAGUAUGUGUAUAUCCUAACUCUUAAGAGAUCAAAUGGUAUCGUAUAGCUUCUUUGUUUAAAUGUUUUUAUUAAACUUAAAAAACAUUCUAAACACUGUGUGUUCAGAUUAACAAACUUCUCUAUAAUAUGUAACUGUCUGAAAUAACUGAAAUUAUGUUAAUUUUUAUCCGUUGAAAAUUGUUAUUCGUUCUUUGUAUUAGACUGUAUUAUUAAAUCGCUCACAAUAAAUGUCAACAAAGCAUUAAAUUUAAAUGCCCAAGAGUUACAUAUAUUUCCAAUAAAUGUCAACAAAGCAUUAAAUUUAAAUGCCCAAGAGUUACAUAUAUUCCCAAAAUACUUGAACUCGGAUCUUACAAGUUGAUUGACAAAUCCUUCAAAGAACAGUGAUUAUUUGUGUUUUAGUAAAGUGCACCUUUUAUCAUGAAUAUGUGAAAUGCAAGUGCCUUUUUUCCUGUUCUUUAUUCUCAGACUAGUGAUAACAAAGCUCAUGAAAUAUGGAUAAGCUAACCAUUUCCAAUGACACUUAAGAAGUUAUUUCUAAUCGAUUUAGUUUUGAUCAGUUUGCUUUAUUGUUCGGAAUUAGGAGAAAUAGUGAAAUUAGUAAAUGGAAACUUUGGAGUUAUUUUUCAAUAUACUUUAGCUCAAACUAUAUAUAAUAGCCGACUAUCAUUUUGUACCAGUAUGAAGUAAGACAGCUCUACGUAUCACUUCAAAGUAACUGAAAAAAAAACCCAGAAGAGACGACCGUAGGCUUGAGCUUUUUCUGAACAAUAAAUUCUUUCU